CCGGCCCCGGGCGAGCGGCUCCCAGAGCGGCGGCUGCCCCGGCUGCUCACCAUGCCAGCCAAGCAGCAGCGCUUCCAGGAGCCCGAGGUCGGCUGCUGCGGAAAAUACUUCCUGUUCGGUUUCAGCAUUGUCUUCUGGCUGCUGGGGGCUGUGCUGCUGAUUAUAGGCCUGUGGGCCUGGGGAGAGAAGGGUGUGCUUUCCAACAUCUCCUCGCUCACCCACCUGAGUGGCCUGGAUCCCGUGUGGUUCUUCGUGGUGGUUGGAGGUAUGUCCUUGUUGGGCUUUGCAGGCUGCAUCGGAGCCCUUCGGGAAAACACCUUCUUACUCAAGUUUUUUUCAGUGUUCCUCGGCCUCAUCUUCUUUCUGGAGCUGGCCACAGGAAUCCUUGCCUUUGUCUUCAAGGACUGGAUUAGAGAUCAGCUCAAGAUAUUCAUCAACAACAACAUCAAGACCUAUCGGGAUGAUAUUGACCUGCAAAACCUCAGCGACUUUGCUCAGGAAUAUUGGUCAUGCUGCGGAGCCCGAGGGCCCGGUGACUGCACUGACUGGAACCCCAGCCGUGAGCGCUGUGGGGUGCCCUUCUGCUGUGUCAAGGAUGCUGCGGAGGAUGUUCUCAAUACCCAGUGUGGCUAUGAUGUCCGGCUCAAAUUGGAACUGGAGCAACAGAGCUACACCCACACGAAAGGCCGUGUGGGCCAGUUUGAAAAGUGGCUCCAGGACAACCUUGUGGUGGUGGCCGUCUUCGUGGGCAUCGCCAUGCUCCAGAUCUUUGGCAUUUGUCUGGCCCAGAAUCUCGUGAGUGACAUCAAUGCAGGGAAAGCCAAUUGGUGAGGGCAGAGAGGGUCACUCUGAGCCAGUAGCAUCCAAGCCUCAGAGGGUGGGCAGCCCUGGCCAGGGCCACAGUCAGCUGUGCGGAUGAACUCCGGGGGUGACUU
Dromiciops gliroides (monito del monte) is the source of this 935-nucleotide messenger RNA. RefSeq names its product tetraspanin-17-like. Gene Ontology annotation, cellular component: membrane. Gene Ontology annotation, biological process: regulation of vascular endothelial growth factor signaling pathway; protein maturation; protein localization to plasma membrane. NCBI's taxonomy places the organism in Eukaryota, Metazoa, Chordata, Mammalia, Microbiotheria, Microbiotheriidae. The record is from RefSeq and is a predicted model, not a curated record.